AUGUUCUCCCUCUCCGACACCCAGCUGGGGGUCCCGCCCAUCAAGCAGUUCUCCGCGACGCUCUUCCGGCAGAACAAGGUGGCGGAGAAGUACCGCCACAUGCAGGGCACCGGGUUUGGGCCAAAGUACCACCAGAUGAGCGACGGCCGGCUGGUGCGGCCGGGCACGAGCGGCACGAAGCUGCGCCCGCUGCUGGAGCCGGGGGAGGAGGUGCAGUGGGAGACGCUGCCCUCCUACUACCACUGGUACCCAAAGGAGCACCUGCACGACUACAUCGAGAACACCACGAUGCGGGAAAUCCAGGGCAAACCCACCGGCGACCCCACGGAGCGGCGCAUGUACCAGGCGAUGCGCGGGGGGAAGUCGGAGCGGGAGAGCGCCCCAGCCCCCGACGUGGCGCCGUGGGACUCGGCGUCCAUCCCCAUCACGAAGUUCCCGCACGAGCGCGACGAGGAGGAGAUUGUGGUGGAGGACCCCAAGACGGGCCGCAUCAUCGGCAUGGACCGCGCGACCUACGAGCGGUGGCGCGUCAUGAUGCAGGAGCGGCGCGAGGGCAGACCGGAGAGCGACCCGGUAGAGUACGACCAGGAGCGGUACGUCACCAACAAGGACGGCGUCGUGUUUGACCUGUCCAAGAUGAAGUACCGCCCCAUCUUUGAGGGUCGCUGGAACCCGCGACGACCCCAGAGCACGGGCAGGACAAACCCCAUCAUGACGUGA
Messenger RNA from Trypanosoma conorhini, 720 nucleotides. RefSeq lists its product as uncharacterized. The record is from RefSeq and is a predicted model, not a curated record. NCBI's taxonomy places the organism in Eukaryota, Euglenozoa, Kinetoplastea, Trypanosomatida, Trypanosomatidae. The transcript has a single exon. The coding region runs from base 1 to 720 and encodes 239 amino acids.